AUGCACUUCAGGCGCGCUGGCAGCUCUGCGCUGAAGCUGCCUGCCCUGGCGAGCGACAGCACGCUGUUCGCUACGGCGUCCCUGCUGCCAUACACCAAAUUUGAAGAGAUUGACCUGUCGGGUCUGCGGCUGGGUUUUGAGGGCUGGCAGGCAUUGCUUGAGGCGUGCUCAAAAUGCCUUGCCCUACGGGUCUUGAGCCUGAAAGGCUGUAUCCUGGGCGCACUGGGCCACGACGCGGUGCAGCAGAUCGCGCAGCUGCUGAGCAGGUGCCACGUCGGCGUGCUGGACGUUUCCCAGAACGGCCUGGACGACGUCUUCGCAUCUGCGCUCGCGCUCUCGGGCGCCGCCACCGGCGCGCGGCUCGCUGUGCUGGACCUCUCCGAUAACGCAGUCGCCUGCGCGGGUGCCGCCGCGCUGGCGGCCGCUCUGGAGGGCGCGGGGGCGCGCUGCAGCCUGCGCCAGCUCGACCUGGGGUUCAAUUCAAUCGGGGACGGCGGUGCUUGCGCCCUGGCUGGGGCCCUGGCGGCGACGGGCAUCAUGUCGCUUGAGCUGGAGGGCAACCAGGUCGGGGACGAGGGGGCCGGCGCACUAGCGCAGGCGAUCCAACGCGCGGCGGAGCUGCGGCGGCUCAACCUCAACUUCAACGCCUUGACGGGGCGGGGGCUGGCGGCGCUUGCGGCGGCGCUGUCGAGGCGCCCAGGCACGCUCCAAGAGCUUGCCGCGGCAGGCGCCUCCGACCCCGGCCGCUUGGACGGCGCCGCCGCGCUGCUGCACGCCGCCGCGGAGAGUGGGUGCUCUCUGCAGCUGCUGGAUGUCAGGGGGGUGCCCCUGUGCGGCGCCGGCCUGGACGCGCUGUGCGCGCUGCUGGCGGCGCCGGGCUCGCCGCUCGCGUCGCUGCGCGCUGACGUGGCGGGCAAGGACGGCGCGGAGCGCGUCGCUCAGGCGAGCGGCGGCGCGGCGGCCUGGGGGGCGUGCGCGGAGGCUGUCCUGCCGGCCAACGGCACCCUGGCCAACCUCAUGCUCGGCGGCCCCGUCCCAGAGCACGUCCUCUCCUUCAUCGGCGCCGCGCUGAGCGCCAACGCGCUGGCCCGCCGCGACGGCCCGGCGGGCAGCCCCCCCAAGCCGCCGCAGCUUCAGCCGCAGCUGCCCGCGCCGCCCCGGGGCCGAGCGCAGGACGAGCAGCAGCGCGAGGAGGCGCCGCACAAGCGCGGCCCGGCCGCGCUCGACCGGAGCCUCACGGUGCAGGCGCGGUCUGCAGGCGCGGCCGACGCGGCCGGCAUGGCGGGCACGCAUAUGGCUGCGGGCGGGGGCGCGGAGAAGGCAGCCGAGGUGUUCCGGCGGCACGAUGUGGACGGGUCUGGGUACCUGGAGCAGCAGGAGAUGAUGGCGGCGCUGCAGGACCUGGGGCUGCUGGAGGGCCUCAGCGCGCGGCAGCUGGCCCGUCGCCGGCGGCCGCUGCGCGGCGGCCACGCACUGCCCCUCCUUUAUGGGGCCGCAGGCAGGUUUGUGUCGACGGCGCUGCGCGAGUCCGACACCGACCGCGACGGCCGCGUCAGCCUGGAGGACUUUGUUGGCUACUUCCACCGCCUGGCCAGGUUGGGCGAAAUCAGUGCCCAGGGCUCCGCGUUUGUGUGCGAGGCCUUCAGGGCAUUCUGCAGACUGCCUGUCGGGCGCGGCCGCCAGGUCGGAGCCAGCAUCCAGCACAUGAACGCGGCGCAGUUCAGGGAGCUGGCGCGCGCCGCCGGCCUGGUGGACCCCCAGGGCCCACUGUCCCUGUGCGCCGUGGACAUCAUAUUUACGCGCUGCCAGGGGCCCGGCCACAAGCGGCUCGCGAUCAAGGAAUUUCUGCAGGCACUGGCCGUCCUGGCUGAGGAGGCGGGGCGCGACUUUUCAUGCGUGCGCGACCGCCUGGCCGAUUUCGCCGCAGGGCAGCAAGGCGGGGGCGACGGCGGCGCCUGGACGCGGGCGGGAGGCCGGGGCGGCGACCCGGGGUCGCCGCCAGGGGCGGGCGGAGAGAGCCCCGAUGGCUGGGGGCCUGGCGCAGGCAGCGGGGCACCAGUGCAGGUGCAGGUGGCGGUGCCAGGGUCGCUGGCUGACCUGCUGGGGGAUGCGUGCGCCCGAGACAGCGGCGGGACAGCAGCGGGAAGCGCGGGCGGCAGCGGCGGUCUGGAGGUGCUGUAUCGCAGCUUGCUGUCGCCGUCGGACAGCGGUGGCGGGCGGCGCUGCGGCCCUGCGCUUCUCGAGGACGCGGGGCCGGAGGCGGACACGGCUGCGAUCCGGCGCGCGGGCGCGGCAGCGGCAGCUGCAGUGGCGUCGCUUCUGUUCCCUGCGCAGCAGAGGGAUGGAAGCGGCAGCGGCAGCGGUGCUGGGGCCGCCAGCACCGUUGGAAGCCUGCCGCAGUGCAACCCGCUGUGUGCUUCCGAGCGCGGCUCUCGUGCCCAGUGCUUGGAGGAAGGCCUCGUGGACUGUAGCUACAUUGGGAGCGACGGCGCACCGGGCCUCUUGCCCGACCUGAGCAGCCCGCCGGCGGCGCCGACGAGCCCCCUCGCGGGAGACGCGCAGCAGGUGGCUGCGCUGGCGGCGCGGGUCAGCGUGCUCGAGGCGGCGGGCGCCGCGCGCCGGCGGCAGUUGGAGGAAGUCGGAGAGGCGCAGGCGCGGCUGGCAGAGGAGCUGCAGCAAAUCUGUGCGAGGCUCGGCGGCGGCGGCGGCGGCAGCGACCGCAGCGCCAGCGGCAACGGCGGUCGCACGGCUUGGGCUGAAGCCGUUGCGGGGCUGGCGGCGCAGCUGCAGGCGCUAGAGGGGGCGGUCGCUGAGCUGAGGGCACGGGACGGCGGCGGCGGCGAGGGCGCGGGCAGGCUGUCUCAGGUGGAGCAGAAGCUGAGUGAGCGGCAGGGCCUUGUUGAGGUGGCGCUGAUGAAGGUGGCCCACCAGGUCGACAUCCUCGAUGUGCGGCUCCGUGAGGAGCAGGAGACAUCUGUUAGGGCGCUGGAGGCGAUCCUGGCGGGGGCGAUGCCGCCCUGCAAGGAGUGA
This is a messenger RNA of Monoraphidium neglectum, 3030 nucleotides long. RefSeq lists its product as hypothetical. Gene Ontology annotation, molecular function: GTPase activator activity; small GTPase binding; calcium ion binding. The transcript is spliced from 14 exons. Gene Ontology annotation, cellular component: cytosol; perinuclear region of cytoplasm; nucleus. Gene Ontology annotation, biological process: activation of GTPase activity; nucleocytoplasmic transport. Lineage: Eukaryota; Viridiplantae; Chlorophyta; Chlorophyceae; Sphaeropleales; Selenastraceae. The record is from RefSeq and is a predicted model, not a curated record. Bases 1 to 3030 code for a protein of 1009 amino acids.